This is a messenger RNA of Rubroshorea leprosula, 1540 nucleotides long. Lineage: Eukaryota; Viridiplantae; Streptophyta; Magnoliopsida; Malvales; Dipterocarpaceae. The record is from the annotation of a GenBank genome assembly.
AGAUGAUCAAGGGUUGAAAGAAGCACAAAAGCUGAUCCAAAAGGUGGAACUUUAAAAGCCUAAAAUUAAAGAAAGCUGUUCAUCUAACCGAAAGAAAGAAAUCCCUUUUUCCUCCCUGGUGCUCUACCUUUCUCUCUUCCUCCCUCAAUCUCCAUAAUUACUUCAUUUCAAAAACUCAGAAAUCAAACUUGCAAGUUUAUAAUAAAACCCAUGUUAACCAAUACCUCUUGCUCUUCAGUUCCUUCUUCUGAUCCAUUUUCUUGCUUAGAAAAUGGUAAUAGCAAUAAAAAGAAAAGAAAACCAGCUGGAACACCAGAUCCAGAUGCGGAGGUGGUUUCACUUUCGCCCAAGACACUACUGGAAUCAGAUCGUUAUGUUUGUGAGAUCUGCAACCAAGGAUUUCAAAGGGAUCAAAACCUGCAGAUGCACAGGCGGCGGCAUAAGGUGCCAUGGAAGUUGUUGAAAAGGGAGACGCCGGUGGCUAGGAAGCGCGUGUUCGUGUGUCCGGAACCGAGUUGCUUGCACCAUGAUCCCUGCCAUGCCUUAGGCGAUUUGGUUGGGAUCAAGAAGCAUUUUAGGAGAAAACACAGUAACCAUAAGCAGUGGGUCUGCGAGAAGUGCUCCAAAGGCUAUGCUGUUCAAUCUGAUUAUAAGGCCCAUCUUAAGACCUGCGGUACCCGCGGACAUUCUUGCGACUGCGGCCGAGUUUUCUCCAGGGUUGAGAGUUUCAUUGAACAUCAAGAUGCUUGCCAUAUGGGGCGUAUUCGAUCGGAAUCUCAAGGGCUGCAGCCGGCAGCUUGUUUGUCCCGAACAGCUUCGAGCUUGAGUACUCCAUCCAGUGAUACCAAUUUCAGCACUGCUCCUUGGCCUGGUUUGAUGUUGGCAAAGCCGAGUACAGAUCCCAUGUUCUUGAGCCCUACACAAAAUAAUUCUCCCAGAAAUGCGCUUCACCACAAUUUGGAGCUCCAGCUCUUAACCAUAUCAAAUCAGGAUUAUUCACCAAGGAAAGAUGACCAUGAUGAUCAUGGUGACCAGAAUCAUUCUACUCAGCUGCAACUCUCCAUUGGAUCAUCUGAUUACAGCGAGAGUAGUAAGGAGAGUGAGAAACCGGAGGCCGGGUUUGAAGAAGCAGCACGCAAGCAGUUGAAGUUGGCCAUGGAGGAGAAAGCCUAUGCUGAGGCAGUGAGACAGGACGCAAAGAGACAUGUUGAGUUAGCCGAGCUAGAGUUUGCGAAUGCAAAGAGGAUUAGGCAACAAGCACAAGCUGAAGUUAGUAAGGCUCGAGCUUUGAAAGAUAAGGCAAUCAAGCAAAUCAAUUCCAUUAUUCUUGAAAUCACUUGCCAUGCUUGCAAGCAGCGGUUUCAAGAAAUAACACCUCCGCAUGACAAUUUCCUUGUUUUGAGUUCCAAAUGCAAAUCAAGUGUGUGUUUUGAUAAUAAUUGAUAAUCUUGAUGGACCAUAGUUUGUAUUGCAUUAUUGUAUCUUGCAAAAUGCAAUUCUUGUGGUGUAAUUUCCUUACAAAUGAAAGUUUUGUUGGUAU